Beta vulgaris subsp. vulgaris (sugar beet) is the source of this 696-nucleotide messenger RNA. RefSeq names its product prohibitin-6, mitochondrial-like. Lineage: Eukaryota; Viridiplantae; Streptophyta; Magnoliopsida; Caryophyllales; Amaranthaceae. The record is from RefSeq and is a predicted model, not a curated record. Gene Ontology annotation, biological process: mitochondrion organization. Bases 25 to 696 code for a protein of 223 amino acids. Gene Ontology annotation, cellular component: mitochondrion; membrane. The transcript is spliced from 4 exons.
GUUUAUCCCGAAGGGACACAUAUAAUGAUUCCUUGGUUAGAAAGGCAUAUUGUUUAUGACAUCCGUUCACGCCCCCAUUUUAUUGAUAGUACCUCGGGAAGUUAUGAUCUUCAAAUGGUUAACAUAGGACUUCGGGUCCUUUUCCGUCCAGUAGCUGAUGAAUUGCCAAGAAUUCACAGGCAUCUUGGAAAGGAUUAUGAGGAAAGAGUGUUGCCUUCCAUUAUUCAUGAAACUCUUAAAGCAGUGAUUGCUCAGUACAAUGCAAGUCAGCUCAUCACUCAAAGAGAGAGUGUAAGUAGGGAAAUACGGAAGAUAUUAACUGAGAGAGCAUCAAAUUUCUUCAUAGAGGUUGAUGAUGUGUCGAUAACAGGCCUGACUUUUGGAAAAGAGUUUACAGACUCAAUCGAAGGAAAACAAAUUGCUCAACAGGAUGCCGAGAGGAGUAAGUUUAUUGUAGAGAAAGCUGAGCAAGACAAACAAAGUGCUAUUAUCAAAGCUCAGGGUGAAGCAAAAAGUGCCCAACUGAUUGGUGAGGCGGUUUCUAAUAAUCAAGCAUUCAUAGCACUGAGGCACAUUGAAGCAUCAAAAGAGACAGCGCAAUCAAUGUCUAAUGCGGAGAACCAUGUGUAUUUAUCUUCGGAUAAUCUCUUAAUCGACCUUAAGAGUUUAGAUGUAGGAGUAGCCAAAAAGAAGUGA